Messenger RNA from Trichoderma harzianum CBS 226.95, 1251 nucleotides. RefSeq lists its product as hypothetical. NCBI's taxonomy places the organism in Eukaryota, Fungi, Ascomycota, Sordariomycetes, Hypocreales, Hypocreaceae. The transcript is spliced from 2 exons. Bases 1 to 1251 code for a protein of 416 amino acids. The record is from RefSeq and is a predicted model, not a curated record.
AUGGCUCAUCAGCCGCCAUUUGAUGAGCAGGCGGGCUCCAGCGGGCAGCGAUCCGUCAGUAUGCCAAACGUGAUUCCGAGUGCCAGUCUUCACCAACGGCGCUAUGAUGAAAACACCGAUUCCUGGGUCGAGGUUGCGUCGCAGCCUUCGUCCUCGUCGCUCUCCAGCAUUGGCGAUGAAAUAGUUACAACUGGCCUGCGAGUUGGAAACUCUUACAGCCGUCGCCGGCGAGUGCAGGCAUCAGCGAGAUCGGUACCACGUAUACAGACUACCAUCCCGAUCACGGGGACAAGCAGCCAAGAUGAAUAUGAUGAAAGCGACAGCGAAGAAGAUCACGUCCUCUCCAGCUCGACCGAGAACAUGCAGCCGUCGCCAGAAGAGGAUAUGGAGGAUUCUGACGGGGAGUCUGACGGAGAUGAAGGUACGGCUCUAGGGGGAGCGCAAAACCAAACCGGCUUUCGACCACAACCAAAUGCAUUCUCGCAUCCUCCAUCACAUCAGAGAAGUUACUCGUCAAAUGCGGCCAUGUCCCCACAUCCCCAUGGCGACUUUACACGACCAUCUUUCUCCCAGCGCUCGCAUACGAGAGUUCAACGGGGGCCUAGCUUCAUGUCACCCUCCGUUCGCGAAGAUAACGACGCCGCUCUCCGCGCUUCCCUGACCACUCUCCUGUCAUGCGCAGCUGCAGCUAGAGGUCUGCCUAAGAGCAAGGAGGAAACUGAGGCGCAGCGAGCUGCACAAUCUGGAGUCGGUCCCAGCAGCCAGCCCAUGGAGCUCCGCUUCGUCCCCGAAAAGGAUCUGUCGGAGGGAUCUGAGAAACCUGAACUGGCCCCGGCAGCAGAUGCAGCGGCUCCAGCCAAACGUGGACAAGCCUCUCCGGCAAGAUCAUCCUCGCGGACUCGUGCACCCUCGGAGAAGACGAAACGGGUUGUAUCAACGGCCCGAAACCCUCGAGCGAUAAAGAAGAAGAAGACGGCAACUACAGCCGUUGUUGCGGAGGAGACUCUCAUUUCUCCGACUCUCCUGACCUGGGUUGUCAGUGCCGGAGUCGUCGUGCUCGUAUCCGUAGUUGGCUUUGGAGCUGGCUAUGUUAUUGGGCGUGAAGUCGGCCGCCAGGAAGGCUUAGCAGCAAGCGUCAGCAGCGUCAAUGAGACUGCUUCUUCCAGCCGCGACGUGAUUCGCUCGUCCGGCAGCGGCCUAAGACGAUUCAAAUGGGGUGCCGUGGGAAGAAGCAUUGUCGCCCAAGCGUAA